Messenger RNA from Drosophila elegans, 835 nucleotides. RefSeq lists its product as uncharacterized. Bases 64 to 798 code for a protein of 244 amino acids. NCBI's taxonomy places the organism in Eukaryota, Metazoa, Arthropoda, Insecta, Diptera, Drosophilidae. The record is from RefSeq and is a predicted model, not a curated record. The transcript has 2 exons.
CAAAACUCGACUAGUGGAUUUUGUUUGCUGAAAGGGUUAACUAGUGUGUUGUGCUAAAUAAAAAUGAAGUCUGUGCUGCUGAUUGCACUUAUCGUGGCCCUGGGCAGCUGUCAAGGUGCCGAAGUCGCCGAACCUUUGGCAGCUCAAGACCGCUCUAUUUCCAGCGUGAUUCUGGAACUCGUGGAGGAGUUUAGAGUAGUUCUGCAGAAUGGAGUCCCGAGCUAUGGAAUUCCCGUAUUGGCCCCCAUGACGGCAGCGAAAAGAUCGUUUGAAAUCAAUUCGGGGGAGUUCAGUGGCACCUUUGGUGUUGAGGACUUUGUUCUGGAGGGGCUCGAUCAGUACGAGGUUAUCUCCAUGAACAUGGACGUCUUCCGGAGUCGCCUCACCUUCGAGUUUUUGUUCCGUAGCCUGAACUUUACCACCAACUAUGAGGUGGACAUGGGCAGUGGUUAUCGUAUUAAGCGCGAUGGUGGAGCUUUCUUUGCCCUCGAGGACCUGAGCAUUCGUGGCAAGAUCAGCUAUUCGCUGGGCGUGCUCACCUCGAACCUCCGCGUUAAGGACGUCUUGAUAUACCCGUCGGUGGGCAAGGUCAACUCGCAGAUCGAGAACCUGUCCAAGUACCGCAUCUUCAACCGCAAACUGAACGAGGUCAUCGAGGAGUUUGUCACCCUGACGAUCAACGACAACACCGACUUUGUGGCCAAGUGGGUCAGCGAACAGGCCACUCCCGUGUGCAACGAUCUCAUCGGAGAUCGUACUCUGAGUGAUAUCAUUGCUAUUAUCACAGGAGGAUUCUAGAAAUCCACAAUAAAAAUGAUCAAAUUUACCAACUUAA